Messenger RNA from Dibothriocephalus latus, 300 nucleotides. NCBI's taxonomy places the organism in Eukaryota, Metazoa, Platyhelminthes, Cestoda, Diphyllobothriidea, Diphyllobothriidae. The record is from the annotation of a GenBank genome assembly.
AUGGAGCUGGCCAAUAAGGAUCCUUUGGAGUUGAAAUCAGAGGAGGAGCUUGCACGAGAUCUGGCUCGUCUCAGCCUCAUUCGAAAGGAGCGCGAGGAGGCGGCUAGAAAGCGCGAGGAGGAGAAAAAAGCUAAAGAAGCAGCCCACGCGGCCGCACAAGCGCGUGCUCAGGAACGUUUAGCAGCCCUUCAACAGAAAGGAAAGAAGAAGGGCGGAGGAAAACCGAAGGCCACCGCGCACACCAACCCACCCGCGAACUCAUCUUCGAACUCCCCCUGCGUCCCAGCUGCUGAAUCCUAA